CGCCUACGAAAAUAUUAUGUAUUUCCGGGUCAAACAAGCGCGCUGAAUUCGAGUGGCAUUUUUUCCCCACCUCACUGGGUAGUGUUCAGCUGGAUAAACGGUUGUCAUAUUGUCAGUGUGAUUCCAUAGAUACUCUAAAGUGUGUUCUGGAAUGGAAAUUGACAGAAUGGAUGUGGGGAACCAUCAAAAAAACAUCCAUUUAGAAGUACAUCUGAAAUCACAAAGCGGAGUGAAGUUGUCUGAGGUGAAGGUGCAUGUCCAGGCUCUGCUAAGUCGCCACUGCAUGUUAUUUGGAAACUACAAGUGGACAGAGUUUGAUGAAGACUUCCUACGCACUCAUGUGAAGUCAGUGGCAAUAGUUGAUCUGGAAGAAAUGGCAACACAGCCCCUCGACUUGACGAGUUGCACAGUUUCCUUUCACAUGUUCACCCUCAGUGAGGAGGGGCCCAGCACGCUCAGUUUGGAGGAGGAUGAGGAGCUUUCAGCUGCCAAUCACUGGUUGCUUCCAGCAGCUGACUUCCAUGGGAUUUGGGAGAGCCUAGUGUAUGAGAGUGGGGUUAAAACCCAGCUGCUUGAUUAUGUCACAACAACAAUGUACUUCUCAGACAAAAACGUAGACAGCAACCUGAUUUCUUGGAAUCGUGUAGUGCUGCUUCACGGGCCCCCAGGCACAGGGAAAACAUCCUUAUGCAAAGCUCUGGCCCAGAAACUGUCAAUCAGACUGUCAAGUCGGUAUACAUACGGACAAUUUGUAGAGAUAAACAGCCACAGCUUGUUCUCAAAGUGGUUCUCAGAGAGUGGCAAACUGGUCACAAAGAUGUUUCAGAAGAUCCAGCAGCUUAUUGAUGAUAAAGAAGCUAUUGUGUUUGUUCUUAUUGAUGAGGUGGAGAGCCUGACAGCAGCAAGAAAUGCCUCUCAAGCGGGAACAGAACCGUCUGAUGCCAUCCGUGUGGUCAACUCUGUCCUCACUCAGCUGGACCAAAUCAAACGACAUUCCAACGUGGUGAUCCUGACUACCUCUAAUGUGACAGAAAAGAUCGACUUAGCCUUUGUGGACAGAGCGGACAUUAAGCAGUACAUUGGACCACCGUCUGAGAAGGGCAUCUACAGCAUCUAUCUCUCCUGUCUGGAGGAGCUCAUGAAGUGUCAGAUUGUCUACCCGCGGCAGCAGUUGUUCACCAUGUUCGAGCUGGAGACCAUGGGCUUUGCAAGGAGCGAGGUGUCUGAACACAGUCUAACACUGAGGAACAUCGCUGUAAAAAGCAAAGGUCUGAGCGGACGAGCUCUGAGGAAAGUACCGUUUCUUGCUCAUGCCCUUUUUGUAAAGACGCCCUCAGUGACUCUGGAAAAGUUUCUGGUGGCCAUGGACCAAGCGGUGGAUAAACAGAAGGAGGAAAAAGCUAACCUGGUGAACGGUGUCUGACACAUUUGUUCUUGGCUUUAUUAGUAGUUUGGAGAACAUAUACACCUCAUUUGUUUUUAUCGAGCAUUAUCAGGUAACUUGGUGCGGAAAGUUUACAAAAUGUGUUUGUUUAUUGUUAUUUUUUUAGUAAAUUGUCUUUGUAUUGUUGGUGCUACUGCUCCUAAAACGGUAUUGUUUACAAAGCUUGUUGUUAAGAGUUAGUCUAUAAAACUUUGAUCCUAUGCAGCCUUUUAACUGCAGCUCUGACCACAACUGCUUAAUGAGUCUGUUUUACAGGGAUGACUUGGAUAUUUUUCCCCCAACACAAGUCUGAUUACAUUGUAUGGACCAUGAAAACAAUGCAAAUUGUGACCACUUGGAUAACAAAUUACAUUCAAAUUUGUAUAAUUGAAAACAUGAAUUUACAAAACAAAUACCUAAAAUGAUAUAUUAAAAAAUCCAAAAGAUGCCCAUUUUCAGUGGUUUAAAAAGGGACAAUUCUCAUUGUGCAGUAGUUAUAAUAUUCAUAUAAUGUUGUAUGAAAUCUAUAUUUAUGCAAACAAAUCGUCACUUUCUGUAAGUGUUGUACAAAACUUUGGAAUAAACAUUUUUUGC
Messenger RNA from Dunckerocampus dactyliophorus (ringed pipefish), 2017 nucleotides. It is a transcript of the gene trip13, whose product is annotated as thyroid hormone receptor interactor 13. The coding region runs from base 152 to 1423 and encodes 423 amino acids. Gene Ontology annotation, molecular function: ATP hydrolysis activity; ATP binding. The record is from RefSeq and is a predicted model, not a curated record. NCBI's taxonomy places the organism in Eukaryota, Metazoa, Chordata, Actinopteri, Syngnathiformes, Syngnathidae. The transcript has 14 exons. Gene Ontology annotation, cellular component: chromosome; nucleus. Gene Ontology annotation, biological process: reciprocal meiotic recombination; meiotic recombination checkpoint signaling.